This is a messenger RNA of Neodiprion fabricii, 2510 nucleotides long. It is a transcript of the gene aln, whose product is annotated as divergent protein kinase domain 1C. Bases 263 to 1573 code for a protein of 436 amino acids. The transcript is spliced from 5 exons. The record is from RefSeq and is a predicted model, not a curated record. Lineage: Eukaryota; Metazoa; Arthropoda; Insecta; Hymenoptera; Diprionidae.
CAGCUGGAGGAAAAAAUCAAGCUGCAGAUGUAUUCUUCGAGUAAGCUGCGUGAAAACAUUUUGAAACUAGUAACAAUGGGGAGGAUGAGAGGUCGGAAUUACCAUGCGGUGAAUUCCCGGUAAGAAAAUCAAAGCGGCUGAUCAUCCUCGAAGAUGUUGGAGCAUGUUUCAUGAUACAAGAAGAAGGAGUUAACAGCUCAAUUGGCAACGGUGGAGAAUUAUCAAAGAAUAGAAGAAGACACACAGCACAGUUACAACGAAGAUGAACAUCAAACGGUUACCUGGCUUCAUAAUCCACUACAAACUCGUUUCUGUAGCAGCAUUUCUCGUCCUGGCAUCCAUCGUCUACUUGCUUAUCCACUGGGGGAUAAUGUGCACGAAUUUAGAGGCCUGGAGGCACGUAUCCAAAGUCUGUUCCUUACACAGCUCUGGGACUGCGGCAGGAAUAUUGUGUGGUCCCCUAUGUUCUGAGAAAAGAAUUCACUCUCUGGCCUGCGAGACGCUGCACGCUGGAAAGGAAGCCGUUUUCUCCGCGCAUUGGGAAACUACAAGGCUGGUCUUUAAGGCUUCCAGAAUACAGUCGAAUCCCGAUCAAUCGGAGUCCCUUUUCUGGACGGACACCGCUGGUAUCAAGCAUUUCCCUUCCGAGGAAGAGUUCGCGGACAUGAUUAGAGACCUUAUAACAAACAAUCUGAAUCUGACGAUCACCGGCGAGCAGCUGAAGCGUUUGAGCCGUUUGCGGCGACAUCACGUCGAGACGAACCCGACACGACGCAAUCUGGAGAUGGAGAAUGUCUGGCCGCUCCUUCAGGAGAACGAGUACAUCCUAUCGAUCCUCUACGAGGACAGGGACGUAUUUCCGCAACUGAUCGGAACCUGCGGUACCUUUUUCGCAGUCGAAUACGUGAAGCCCAUCCAAACGCCGACCGGAGUUCUUGCCCUCUCGGACUCGAAACCAGAAUGGGCAAAGAGUCGUCUACUGGUACACCGUGAAACCUUCUCAGAUAGAUGCUGCAAAAUCGUAACUCGUUGCGACUUCUCCCGUUGUCGAAGGUUGAAGCUGGCCGUGAUGAUCCUCGACCUCCUCGAGGAAUUCGACUCGAAUUUCGUAGAGCCUUUUCACCUCUGCGACGUGAAGAUCAAUCACUUCGGACUGCCUCCCGGGGGUCAAAGAUUGAAGUUCCUCGACUUGGACGCGGUAUUUUCCAAAACGGCACUUACCCGCCUCUUGGCUGACGGACGAUCCUGCGAGAAACACGAGGACUGUGACUUCUUUGAUUGCAGAUCGUUUUGCUCUUCGAAACAGAAGUGCGAGUCUCCGGUAGUAAACAACAACCUUCAGAUAAUAUGCGAGAAAAUCUUUCUCGGCUGGACCUUGUCCGGGACGAUAAUAAUCCCCGGCCUGUUAAUGUCUCAACACACAACAAGCACUUUGGCGGUGAUGUUGAGGCAAUGUGCAAAUCCAGCCGGUGAUGUGACAAAUUUACCGAGGGCUGCUGUACCGGAUAGUUUGAAAUCAAGAUUGUACAACAUGUUGAGCGAAAUGGAGCAGCAGUUCAGCACUCCGGAGUGAUGAAAUCGUCCUGGGUCUUUUAAACAUGAUUUGAACAUUUGGUGAUGGACAAUGAUGUCGCUAUCAACGAGAAGACUCGCAGUGAUUAACAGUAACGUGUCAGAUGGCAGAAAAAAAUCAUGUGCGUCAAACGCGCAUGUUCAAAUGACACGGAUUUUUCAUCAUAUACGUGCAAUGUGCAUAGAUUCACAUAUUUUCAUCAUUUUUUAAAAGAAUCUCUUGAAAGUAAGCAAUGACCCGCAUUAUCGAUAGCAAGUCAAUAGAUAUUAUGCUUCUCUUCUCGAUAACUUUGUAGUUCCUACACAAAUUAAUAGUCUUGUUACACACUAAAUAUAGUCACGAAACCAAAGAGUCUCUAGGAAAUUGAAAUGUUGACUACUUAUUAGAUAUUGACAUUGCCUAGACGUUACAGGGAAUAAAGUUUAUAAUUAUGCUUAUUCUUGGUUACGAUUAAGCAGGAAGAAACUAUGUAAUAUUCGUCUUCCUUACAAUUAUAUUUUAUCACGGGUAUUAUUGCCUGAAAUUUCCAUUAGCUUGGUGCACGCGACGGACGAAAAAAAUCAAUACGUGCAGGGUCCUCCAUUCCACAUAACGCGUGCCUAUUUCGUUACUCCUUUUUCUGCAAUUUAUUGAGAUGUGACAGUUUUCUCCAAAAUACAAAUAAUGUAUAUAAAUAUAGGUACACGUUUAUAGUUGAUGAAAUAUUUUUCUCGGAAAGAGAGAAAAACUAACGGAUCUGUACAUUGUGUGUGAAAUCAGAAAACAUACCAAUAAUAUGGUUCGAUAGCUAAAAAAAAUGUCACGUUGAUGCCUAAUCACCUGAUUUCAAAGAAUACAAAAAGCAAUUUAUAUGCAUGUACUUACGACUACAAUAGAAAUAGAUUUGUAUAACGUUAUUAACCAGCAUUCAAAAAUAUUAAACAUUAUCAGCAUUUCA